Mercenaria mercenaria is the source of this 3913-nucleotide messenger RNA. RefSeq lists its product as uncharacterized. The record is from RefSeq and is a predicted model, not a curated record. The transcript is spliced from 13 exons. The coding region runs from base 249 to 1535 and encodes 428 amino acids. Lineage: Eukaryota; Metazoa; Mollusca; Bivalvia; Venerida; Veneridae.
CUGACUUGGCUACAUCACUCGGAAGUCCGAAGUAUUAGAAAAAACCGGCAUCUGCUACCAUAUUAGUAUAAGGCAUUUUAGUCUAUCCCGAUGGCGAGUUGUAUACCGGAUUUAGAACGUUUACCUGUACUUGUGCAACAUUGUUAACAACAAAGAUAAAGGUAAAGCAUCAUGCAACCUGAUGUAGCGUCCGGCUACUCGAGAUAUUUAUAGGAAAGUCAUUACGAAUCACUCUGAGAUAAUUAAACAUGAAGACAUUCUUGAUGUUUCAAGCUACGUUCCUUCUUUCAUGCAUGGAUCUGAACACAGGUGCGGUACUUUCUCUUACUGUAAUCAGUCCUCUAGGUGAUACAACAAUAAAUGAUCUUGAUAUACCCACAGACUUUGUGUGCAAUGCCGAAGCCACUUUGUUAUGUGAAAUUAAACCAUAUAUUGAUGACUCCGUGACUUGGCAAAUAAAUGGGAAAACAUACGCAGUGUGCGUUUUGCAGAAUUGUGUCAUAUACCCGCCCUUUCCAGAAAACCACAAUUUUUCUUUGGACGUGGCAAGCGGAGUUUUCAAUUUAACUGUGGAUCCGGUUACCAAUUGCACAAACUACAAUAUUUACAAAUGCGAUGAUGGCAUUACUGCAAGAUCAGUUGAAGCACAAGUGAAAGUAUAUCCAACCAAUGAGACUUUAAAAAUGGAUACAACUGCUGAAGAUCGAUUAACAGUAACAACCGGAUGUGUCUAUCCAAAUGAAAUUGAAGACCUAACAUUUGAAUGGUACAUAUCUAAGUAUAACACGACUGUAGAGUCAGAGCCAUUUACAUCAAAAAAGAAUGAAAGCACAGUAAUUUUUGAUUGUACAGAAACGCCAAGUUGCACAGCAUCACAUUUCAACAACACUGUAGUUUUUGAUGUUUUCGAUGAUGGAGAUGAAUAUUACAUUUAUGUUAUCGUUAAGCACAACGAUGCACCAAAUAGGCCCUCUACAAUACAUUCUACUGGAAGACGUUAUAAAGUCAAGGACAAAGUUAAAAGCACACCUUCAUAUGGUGAGUCUAAGGAUGACAAACCAGCAUUAAACCUUAUGCUUAUCAUCGUCCUUGUAAUACUGAUCACGUUAUUACUUGUACAACUCGGAAUUAUGUGUUUUCUUCAAUGCAAGAUACAUAGCAUACGCAGCAGAGCAUCAGGCGGAGAUUCUGAAAUUUACAAAAGGAUAGGUAUGACUAUUUUGGGGAGUAUUCCAGUUUUAGGAGGGAUACCAAUAUACAUUACCUGGAAGGUGUUUUACAGAGACGUGUAUCAAGUUACUCAUGGAAUGCAUCAUGGUACCAAUACAGACUUGUCUAAUAACUCCUAUAGUGGCGUUAGCUUGAAUAGAAAUGGGACCAUGUCACAUGAAGUCCAUGAAUACGACAUAAUAGUGGAGCACCACGAGACAGAAACAACCCUAAAUAGCAGCCAUACAGAAACUAAUACAGGCAUACAGAUACAAAGUUCCACAGUAACAGCUAGUCCAUCCAGCGAGCAUGUCGGGAGAAGUUAAAGUGCAAACUAGUCCAAUAUGUUGAAGUAUUGCUUGGAUCCAGAGAUCUAGAUAGAGUGAAAAAUGUUAGCUUUACUCUCUUUAUCACAAGUUGCACAAGUGUAACAAUGCGUGUUUGAACAUGGAGUGCUAAGAACCAGAACCGAUUCAUAAUGCUUUCUGCGUUCACGACAGCACAAAUAUGUAAAUGUGAAAGCAGUAUCAAGUUUAGAAAGAUGAAGUAAAGAAGAGGACGAUGCCUACAACAGACUGCUUGUAUGAAAAAGUGCCAAAUGCUUUUAAAGUAAACUAGAGUCAUUUAGACGUAGAAAUGACUUCAACACCAACAGGUUGUAUAUUGCAUACAAGCAAUACUGACACUGGGGAUGAGCCAUUGAAUUAUUUUGACAAGAAAACGUGGGCCAAAGUAAAGGAAUGUGACAAAAACAGGCAAAAUAAAUGGACAAACUCGAAGUUUAAUUCAAUACAUUUACCAAAUGAUUUUGACAAGUCUCUUUGUUAUCAUUCUCGUUGUUAUAAAUCAUAUACAGCUGUACCAAAAUCCAAUGUUAUAAGACAAAAAGAUAAAAACAAUAAUUUAGUUGGUUCAGAUUGUAAAAAGCCUACUCCAUGAAGUGAAGUGGAUCAUCAGUGUAGUAGUACAUCAGGUGUUUUUCAUAAUGUUUAUAUCUUUUGUAACCACUUCAGAAAAAAACUAAACAGAAAAGAAGAAAAACUAGGGAGUCUUGAUUACAAACUUAGUGCAGCUAAUCUAAAGAAAGCAGCAAUAGGCCUAAAUGAUCAUAAACUUUUGGCAAAGUUAUCAGAUGAGAACCUGGUUGCCAAAUUCAUGCCGUAACACAUAUAUGAAGAAAUAUGAACGUUAUAAAAUAGCUAAGGACGUUAAGACAGAAAUCAGUCUGCAGUAGAAAGCUUAUACAAUUGUGACAGAUCAUGUACAGAAGUUUCUGAUUGGACAGAAAGGGUCUGAAAAAUUAACAGCGCUCUAUAAAAGGUAUGUUGAUGCUACUGGAAUUGUUAGUCCUGAUUACAAGCCACAAAAUCUGUGUGAGAGGCUUCUCAGUGAAUUUGGAGGUAAGUUGAAAAAAUGUAAAAUGAGCAACAAAGGAGGUGUCGUUUUGAGUCAUACGGAUCUUCUUGAUGAUUCUGCCAUAAUGAAAACAAAUACAAGUAAUAAUGUCUUAAAGAUGUUUUUCACAAUUAUUUCUAGCGGACAGAAUUUUUUGUAACUUUGCAUAUUUAUAGAUUGAUGUAUGACAAGUUAAAAUAAAAAAUAAAACUAAUAGGUACCCGUGCUUCUUUUUUCAAUAUUCAAAGUUUAUUAAGAACACCAAAUCGGUAUUUUUGUCUGAAGAAACAGUACAUACAUGUUAUAAUAAAACUACUGCAAACAAUUAUUUAUUCGAAAAUUCACUCUGAUGUUACUUUUUAUGCAUCCGAAUUAAUAACACCACUAUAACUAUGCAUAAAAUGUCAACAUAUAGAUAUAUUAACUCAGAAAAAUUACUCUUGACAGAUGUCGAAAGUAUCUAAAACUGAGAAAAACACGAAGUAUUUCUUAAUGAUAUGAAAAAUCUAGCGGACAGAUUUUUUCCAAAUUUUAUAUUAUGUAAGCUAGAACUAAGACAAAAAAAUCUAAACCAAAAAAAUAAUAUCAACCCGUGCUUGUUUUCAAGAAAAAUUAAAAAAUAUUCACUCCACCCACAAAAGUAUUUUUUCAUUACCCCACCCACCUAAAAUUUAUAACAUUUUUUUUUCUUACAAAACAAAUUGCACAAUGUUAUUAUCAGUUCCUUAACCAAUAUUCUUACUCACAUGCGGAAUAAUGCUCCUUUAAGGUUGCAAGCCUCUAGAUCAAAUACUUUUUGAGAUACGUGCUACACAAGCUUUCACAUCCCAUUUACGUAUAUAUUUGACCACGUCAAGGGACAUAAAUCUGUUAUUAUUGAGUGAAACCUCAAAUAAAAGCACUGGUGCACAACUUCGCAUUCUGAAUUUAAUUCUUGUUUGGUUUCAUGACUAUUAGCGCAUAUAAUUUUGAGGUACAUGCGACACAAAUGUUUAGACCCUUUAUGUACAAUUUGACUAUCAGGGGCCAUAACUCUGGUCUUACUACGUGAAAUUCGGGAUGGGGCACAAAAAGUAUAACAACAUUUUUAGGAAUUAAAAUCUGAAAAGUAGAUCACAUUUGAACUUGAAGCAGAUAUAUCUACGUUAAGAUUUUUUGGAAUUUUAUUUGACUUGGAGUCGGCUGCAUCAUUACUGGACGAAAUAGUUUACUUUCAAAUUGGCUGUCCACAAUGUAUUCGAUUCGAGCACUUCCUACAACUACUCCUCCAAUAAAACACCAUCACUUUUAAAGGUAAAAUAUGGAUGCA